UCCUGAGAGUCUGUGUCAAAAUUUUAAAAUGGAAAAAACCCGUUUCAUUCCUCAACGCUUCAUUAUCGCUAUUAUGACCAUGGGGGCCCUUACCGUCGUCUAUACAAUGCGCAUUAUUAUACCAGUAUCCACCAAACACAUGGUCGCACCAUUGAAUAUUACCAAAGAAAACAGUAGCAUUUGUCCAAACCCAUCACCAGUUACUGAAUUGUCUCACCACAUCCAAGACACUGUAUUCCCAUGGACUCCAUCAAAGCAGUUUAUAACUUCGCGGUGUUUCUUCGCUGGGUACUUCAUUGGGCACAUUCCUGGUGGGAUUAUUUCAGACUUGUAUGGUGGCAAAGACGUGAUGAGUGUCGCCAUUUUGGUUUCCUCCAUUCUCACACUCACCACACCCAUCGUUUUUAAGGCAGUCAACGGCAAUUUGAUCCUAGUUGCGUUUAUAAAAAUUUUGAAAGGGAUUUGCAUUGGGUUAAUAUUCCCAAGUGCCCACAGCAUCAUAAGUCAGUGGUGUCCAGUAAAGGAUCGUGGUAAAAUCACUGGGAUUAUCUUUGCGUCCACCCAAUGGUCCAUCACUAUUAAUAACCUAGUGACCGACCAUUUGAUCAUGCAUGUGGGGAGUUGGGGGUCCAGUUACUACCUCUAUGGGUCCUUGGGUGUGGUACUACUCCCAUUUUGGCUUCUUUUCGCUGCGUCAAACCCCUUCAAUUGCCGGUACUUGAUCAAAGAAGAGUACCUCUAUUUGCGCAAAGAAAUGGCUGGGCGUGUACAGUUUGGCCCAAAACCAAUCCCAUGGAGAUCUAUGCUCACAAGCCUCCCAUUAUGGUCACUAGUCAUAGCCCAAUUCGGACAUGGGUGGAUCUGGCAUGGGUUAGAUACUGACCUCCCCAAGUACCUCUGCGACGUCUUCCAAAUCGACAUUUUACAUAGUAGUCUAAUGGCUUCCAUUCCAUAUGCCAUAAUGGGUUUCUCGACCAUUAUCAUGGGUUACAUCUCCGACUACUUGAUUAAUCGCAACAUCAUACAAACGACGACGUUACGAAAAGCCCUCACGACUUUUGGGGCCAUGGGUCCGGGCAUUUUUCUCGUUGCAGGUGGUUACAAUGGUUACCUCAGUUGUAACAAAACCACAGCUGCUAUGUUUUUCUCAUUUGGAUUGUGUUCAAUGAGUUGUUACUACGCCGGAACGAGAGUCAAUUGUUUUGAUUUGGCGCCAAACUAUAGUGGGAUUAUUAUGGGAUUGGUCAAUGGAAUUGCAGCACUGGCAGGAAUUAUGGCACCCAUGGUUACAAAAAAUUUUACGAAAAAUGAAAGUCUUUUCGAUUGGAUGUACGCUUUUUGGAUCCAUUUAAGUGUUUUGGCUUUCACAAACAUUUUUUUUGUGUUUUUUGGAUCAGCGGAAGAACAACCAUGGAAUUGGGCUAAUAGGAUUGACCUUGACGAAAAUUAUAGUCUAGAUAGCAUUCGCCAAAACCAAUAAAGUGACUUUUUGGUAGUUACUAGUUUUUUUUU
Tribolium madens (black flour beetle) is the source of this 1512-nucleotide messenger RNA. RefSeq names its product sialin-like. Gene Ontology annotation, molecular function: transmembrane transporter activity. Gene Ontology annotation, cellular component: membrane. Gene Ontology annotation, biological process: monoatomic anion transport; transmembrane transport. The transcript is spliced from 5 exons. The record is from RefSeq and is a predicted model, not a curated record. The coding region runs from base 29 to 1480 and encodes 483 amino acids. Lineage: Eukaryota; Metazoa; Arthropoda; Insecta; Coleoptera; Tenebrionidae.